Pelobates fuscus (common spadefoot toad) is the source of this 646-nucleotide messenger RNA. RefSeq names its product loricrin-like. Lineage: Eukaryota; Metazoa; Chordata; Amphibia; Anura; Pelobatidae. The record is from RefSeq and is a predicted model, not a curated record. The transcript has 8 exons. The coding region runs from base 57 to 563 and encodes 168 amino acids.
AUCUCUCCAGUGUAUUUUAUUUACGAAGUAGACUUAAUCAAACUAAAGAGAACAUCAUGUCAGAUUCUAAAAGUGGUCAACAGGGACAAGACAGCCAGCAAGGCCAACAUGGUCCUCAUGGAGGCCACCAUGGUCAUCAUGGAGGCCAACAUGGUCAUCAUGGGGAACAAGGCCAGCAAGGACACCAUGGCUUAGGUAGUGGUGGACAGCAAUGCCAGGAUCAGAGUUCCACUGGAGGUCCAAAAUCAGGUGGUGCUGGUGGACAGCAGUGUCAAGAUCAAAGCUCAUAUGGUGGACGAGAAUCAGGAGGCAAAGGAGGACAGUGCCAAGAUCAAAGCUCCUGUGGUGGCCAGAAAUCAGGGGGUAACGAUGGGCAGUGUCAAGAUUCAGGCUAUGGUGGUCAAAAAUCAGGUGGCAGCGGUGGGCAGGGCCAGGAUCAAAGCUCCUGUGGUGGUCAGAAAUCAGGUGGUGACUCUGGGAAACAGUGCGGGGACGUAGGAUACUGCGGUGGGAAUAAAUCAGAUGGCCAGAACCAGGGGAAAGGCCCUGGCAGUAAGAAAUAAGAAAAGGGAUGUUUCUGUCACAACUCCAUACCUUAUACCGCUUGUUGCUGCUAUAACUUUAUACAAUAAAAUUCACUAUACUG